AUGGAUUGUGGAAAGAGCUUCAAUCGGAGUGCACACCUUAGAUCACAUCAACGGACUCAUACAGGAGAGAAACCAUUUAAAUGUAUGGAGUGUGGAAAGCGCUUCAGUUAUAGUGGAAGCCUUAGAAGACAUCAACAGACUCACACAGGGGAGAAACCAUUUCAAUGUAUGGAGUACAGUAAAUACUUCACUCAGAGUGGAAAUCUUAGAAAACAUCAGUAG
Podarcis lilfordi (Lilford's wall lizard) is the source of this 222-nucleotide messenger RNA. Lineage: Eukaryota; Metazoa; Chordata; Lepidosauria; Squamata; Lacertidae. The record is from the annotation of a GenBank genome assembly.